This is a messenger RNA of Westerdykella ornata, 1704 nucleotides long. Its product is annotated as ankyrin. The record is from RefSeq and is a predicted model, not a curated record. Gene Ontology annotation, molecular function: protein binding. Bases 66 to 1592 code for a protein of 508 amino acids. NCBI's taxonomy places the organism in Eukaryota, Fungi, Ascomycota, Dothideomycetes, Pleosporales, Sporormiaceae. The transcript has 2 exons.
CCUACUUCGGACUAAUCCUAACAUUCUCGAACUUCUGUGUUGGACUCAAACCAACGGGCUCAGCCAUGCAUCUGCUUGAUCUCCCACGGGAGCUACUCGACGAGAUCGUCAAACAAGCAAUACUUGCACGACAGCUCAAACGUGCACUACGGCUGAGGCUCGUCAACAAGUUCUUUGCAAGCGCAGUCAUGGAGGCUAUAUACACCUACCACCUUCUCGAUUAUUUCUCAGAGGACCUCUAUGAUCGGAAAGCGAGUAAAAAGAUCGUGCUCCCCUAUUUCAUACAUCGUCUCUCUUCACCAAAGUCAGUACAUGGAUUUCCAUACCUAGAGUGCAUUCGGACCGCCGCCGAGGAAGUUCACAAGGCCAAUCAGGGCUGUGACAACUCGCAAUCGGUAGCUAUCGAAACGUAUUUACGCCCACUCUGCACAGCAGCGUUACCGCAGGGUUAUCCUCACAUGGGCGGCGACGACGUCGUCAACCUCCGUCAGAUAUACCACAGGCGUGCAGAAGUCACGGACAAGCAAUAUGAGUUGUCUCUUUUCGCCGCUGCUAUCAUCACAAACACUUUUCCCAUGAUUGAGCGGGCCAUGGAGAAGGACUAUGUGGUCGAGGCGCUUGACCCGGACACGGAUCCCAACGUAAUCUUUGGGGAAUACCUCGAAAUCGCCGCAAAGUAUGGAACGGAACACACGGUUGAGUAUCUCCUAACCAAUGGAGUUUCUACUAGUGAGAUCAAAUGCGAACAGCGCGCGACACUUCUUGCAUACGCAGCAAGGGCCGGUCGGGCAGAUAUGGUCCGGUUUAUCUACGCCUUCAAGGCGGAUGAUGACGACUUGCCCUGGGCUACAGAGACUGGCCGCAUGGCUCUGCAAAAUACCGUCGACACUCCCAGUCCUGCGAUUUUCGACUUCCUGGCGGAGCUACGCAAGCUACACGCCCUAGAGCCCCCGAAUCAACCUCUGUAUUCAUUACUCUCAACGCACUCUUGGUCUGGAAACGUGGAAAUCGUGAAGCGUCUGCUGGAAUUGAAGCCCCUAUUCCCGAAAUCGCGUCGCUCUGGAAUACCGUACUCGGAGACCCCCGAAGCAUAUUUCCUUCCAGCCGGGAGAGCUGCCUGCUGGAGGGGACACAAGGAAGUUCUCGAUUGUCUGCUGGCGCACGGAGCAGAGCCCGCGUCCCGCUUUGUCAGUGCAGCAGCAGAAUGCGGUCACCUGGAACUCGCGCGUGAACUUUUGGACAGGGGAUUUCCCGCUCCUAAAUGGCUGUUUCACAGUAGAUGCGGCGAUGUGGGACCAAUUCGUUUGCUACUUGACGCAGGCACCUCGCCUGAGUGGUUCCAUGACCCUGAUGGUUGGUGUCAUGCCUCAAGCCCCUCAUCGCUCGUGUGCGCCAUCGCGCUAGAAAACGAGGCCCUGUUCAAACUGCUGUUGGAGCGAGGUGCACAUCUGAAUAAGUGGGCUGGAGACUGUUACAUUACUGCCAAGGUCAAUGGACUGGAAUCGAUGGUUCUACUUCUGGAAGCACACGGCGUCGACAUAGAGAAGUGUGCAGCGGCGUACCAAAAGCGGCUACGCCGUCUGGAGAAAUGAGGUUUGUACCGCAUCAUUGCGGAUACUGCCUUAUCUCGACUUCGCUCGUCGACCACGCCGGGAUCGGAGGGGAAUCAUAGCGGAGUUUGCUACAGCUCAACUCUCGAAAUUU